Molecule: messenger RNA, 6360 nt
Organism: Lymnaea stagnalis (great pond snail)
Lineage: Eukaryota; Metazoa; Mollusca; Gastropoda; Lymnaeidae
Source: the annotation of a GenBank genome assembly
GAAUUCCCGAUGUUACCUACUUUUCCUACGCCUACUUGUAGUUGGCCUACUUUCAGUAAGACUAGAAUAAUAGCAAAUAAGUAGACCCUCUAUUAUUUUAUGCCUUGCUGUUAUCAUAAUUAAUUGGCCGAGAUUUACUGCAAUUUACAACAAAGCCAAAGGGAUUUACAACUCUCCACACAAUCAUUAUGACACAGCACAGUAUGAUGUUUGGUAUUUUAGAUCAGAAACUGCAAUGGAUCAAAGAUCAAACGAAACAACUGCACAAGGUUGCUGAUAAUUUAUGCAAUAAGGUAAGUAUAUCGAAGCUCUAUUAUUUAAAAAUAAUGCUUAAAAUAUCAAUUUAUAGAAGCGUCUAAGUCGUUUUAGAAAAAAAAAUGUGUGUGUGGGGGGGGGGCGGGGGGGGGUUCGAAGAGGUAGGCCUCUCUCUAUGACUCUUAUUCAACAUUAACAUAUAUUUAAUGAUAUAUAAUUAUUAUAUAUUAUAUAGCCUAUGCGGCACUAUGCAUAGCCUAUAGUAUAGCCUAUCAUUUCUGUGAUUCCCGGUACUGAUGAAAAGUACCCACCGAGGGCACUUUGUAAGUAGGCUAUAAUUACUUAAAAUUAUAUCGUAAAAUAAUAAAAUGAUAAAUGAAUUCUGAAUAAGAAUAAGUAAUCACUAAGUCUAAGUGACUAAUCUGAAUCUGGUUAUUAAAAAUGCUUUACAAUUUACCAAGCAGUUGUUUUAAACUUGUGGUAGAACAACUAUUAAAUUUUGCAAUUUGCAAAUCAUAUAUAGGCCUACUUGCAACUAGUUUAAAUAGAAUAAUAAUCAAGAAAUAUUUGUAUGCAUAUCUUUUUCAUUUUAGCAAUAUAGAAAUAUAGGCUAUAAUAGUUUUCAAUGCAGAAAACUACAUUUUACAUGUAGGCCUGUGAACUAAUUUUUUUUUUUUAAUUUUGAAAUAAAUAAAUAAAUAUUAUUAUCUGAACUUGGAAGGCACAGCCAGAAUUAUUUGAUAAUCAAUUUAAAGUAUGGUAAAUUGUAAAUACUUUAAUAAAAAUAAACACAUAUUAUUAGGAUACAUAUUAACUGGUACAUACACAUAACUCUUACAUUAAUUUACAGGUUUUUGAGGAAACAACGGAAGUUCUGAAAAACACAGAUACAAAUAAGAAUCAACUUCGAGAGAUAAAUUUGAAAUUGGAUGGAUUGUUUGAUUUCCUUACGGAAAAAUGUAGACUGAUAGAUGGUAGCUAAUUUUGAUAACUUAAAAAUCAUCAUUGUCAUUAUUUGAUAAAUUAAAUCAUCUUAACUUUUUUUUGCAAAUACAAACAACAAAAUGUAUUAUAUUAUUAGUAAAUUUGGAGAGAUAGCACCAUGGCCGCCAUCUUCAUCUUCCCGCGACCUGUGAACUUAUGUCCUAGAUGUAUCCCUAAACCUAACCUGAACCCUAAUUCUAAACCUAACUUGAACCCUAAACUUAUCCCUAACCUGGGUUUUGACCCUAUCGGAAAUCACGCAAAUGACGUCAGUGCAAUCUCUCCAAAUUAGCCGUAUUAUGUUAUGUGGAACUUAUUUACAUUUCAGAUGCAGCACAUGAUGGAUUUUUUGAGAAUGGGAAAGUUGUCAAUGAAGCUUGUGAACCACAAUUAUCAUCUUUUAAAAUGAAUAAAAGAUACUCAGGUUAUUUAAACAUAAAAACUUUAUAAGAUUAAUGAUUGUGUGGUCGGCUGUUACAAUAAUGAAACCAUCUGUAAAAUGAAACUUGUGCUGAAAGACGCAUAUUUGACUCUAUUUUUUAAAUCAUGUUUCUGUCUAAAAGUAAAGGAGUUCUGAAUACAACAAAAAUAAUAACUUUUCUGAAUAGUAAUUAAUUGGUGUAAUUUAUUUAGAAACAUUAAACAAUUUAUUUAAUUUAGUAAUCCAAAGUAAUAGUAUACAAUAAAGUUACUUACCUUCAUCAGGCCUUCUUUAAUUAUUGAUGACACAGGUAUUAUUAAUUUCAGAAGCAGAAACAAUAAAGAUUGUUAAUCGCCUUGAAGUAUUAGAAGAAGCAGUUUCUUCGCUGCGUUCUGGCCAACAGCAUCUUUCCAUGUUACAAGUGGAGUCUGAAAAAAAGCUGACAACAAAAUUCCAUGGAAUUGACAAUGAGUCUCAACAGAUUCAAGAGCGACUUAAAAAUUGUGAAGAGAUGGGGAAAAACAUUUCUACUGACUUAACAACACUUAUAUAUAUUCCCAUUGUUCUAAAAAAUAUUCAAAACGAAACUCAAGAAAUGGCUCAGAAAAUAGAACAACAAGAAGCAAAACUAACUGAAAUUCUGCAGUUCAAUGUGGUAAUACAAACGAACAAGAUGUCAAUAGAUGAUUUAGUUCUAAAAGCUGAAAGACUAUGCAUUUCUUUGAGUGAUUUAUCAUCAUUCCAAGAGAAAGAAAGAGAAAGGCUUUCAAAAAUAAAAAAUGAACUAACAACAGUUCAAACAUUUGUAUCUAUUAACAAAACUGAUUUAGAUCAAAAGUUGAAAGCAAUUACAGAACAGGUUUGUCCAUGAGAAAUUUCUAAAUAUUUGUUAAACCUGAACUUAUUUGGUAAUUUAUUUAAUUUUUAAUAAGAUUCUAAUAAAAUAAAAUACUGAAAUAAGAGUUUGAAUACAAAAAUUGACACAAACCGUUAUCAUAAUGCAUAAAGAUAUCCUUUGGGAUUUUCAGAAAAUUUAACUAUUAAAAUCACAUUAUAGUCCUACAUGAUUUAAUUUGAAAACAAAUUAUAGCAGAAUUACUUUUUUGGGCUAUAAAAUCAUAAUUUUAUUUUAUAAUAUAAUAUAAAAUUUUAUUUUUUAGUAUGAACUGAUGAAGCAUGUUCUUCUUAAGAAGGUGGAAAAUCUAGAGAGGCUCAGGGAAAUUUUAAACUUGAACAGUCAGUCAAAAAGAUCCAAAAAGGUGAACAAAAAGAAAUUGCUGUGCUUUUUAAUUUAUAACAUUUUUUAAAUUUUUUUUUAACAAUGUUACUUUUUUAUGGUGGAUAGAAAAUGUUGGUCUGAUAUUACUAAUAAGUACAGAAGCUAAUUUAAAUAAAAGCAAGCUGUUAACUAAUACUGGUUGCUCACCAAUUUUUACAACUCAAAUCAUUUAAAAAAAGAAAUUUGUGUUUUACAAAACACACACCACUUUAAAGUUUGAAGUAUUUUUUAAAAAAGUAACUACUUGUUAUGUAAUAGGAAAGAAAACUGAAGCCUGCCAGGCUUUUAAAAUUAAUUAUGUUAAUUUUUAUUUUUAAAAAAGGAAAAGUUUAUAGGCUUUAAAACAGACCAAUUGUUUACUCCCAGCAUGACCUUCCUUGCACAUGUUCAGUACAAAACCAAGUGUCAUUUUUUUCUUUCUCUCAAAGCUGCAAAUGUUAAAAAUUAUAUUAACAUGAAAAAUAAAUUAUCUUUGAUACAAAUUUGAAUUACGUAAGCAACUUACAUUAAAUGGGCAAGGGACUAAAUGCAUGCCUUCAAAGAGCUUUCAUAAUGAGAAAUCAACUUAUUUUUAAGACAAAUUAAAAAAUCCACCACACAUCAUAAAAGUUCUACUGUACAGGAGGUACAUCAUUUCCUUAUUGGUUCUGUUUUGCUGAUAUCUGAAAAAUUAUGAAUGAAAACUUUUAGCUUAAAAAAGAAUGUGAGGAUUGUUUAACUUUCCUUUGUUCUUUUCACUAAUUAGACUGUGGUGCAGUCACUAGACGCUGGGGUAGAAGAGUUUCAAUGUAAACAGGACUCGCCAUUGUCUUGUGAAUUAAGACUUAUCAAACAGCGAAUUUUAGGCUUGGGUACGUUUUUUUUUAGUCUUGCAGAGUACCAAUCUUUUUUUGCCCCUAAAGAUUUUGAUCAUCUUCCUUUAUAUCUGAUUUUCUCAAAUACCGGUAUUACUGAACUUAUGUAAGUUUUAUCAUUAAUCAGUUAUUUGGCAUUUACAAAGAAUGUAACUGAAAAUAUAAUUGAAUUUAACUAAGGUAUCCACACUUUUCCAUUAUAUAACAUUUCAUAAAAAACCUAUAGUUUUUUUCUAUUAUUCACUGAAAGGGCUACAAACUUGUAACAUGUGUUUCAUUUAUUUUAAUAUCUUUUUAAUAUUAAAACAAAAAAAAUUUUUCUUAUCAAAAUUAAAUACUUUCUAUUUUUUUGUUUGCAUCCCCCACUAGAAAAUCGAUAUAUAUUUGCACCAGUGGGAUUUACUGCAUAUCUUGAUGAAACAAUAGCUGUAAAGAAAGGUGAAUUUUUGACAAGUUAUUUAAAGAAUGUGACUUUCAAUCCUGGUAACCACUUUGACCAAGAGACUUGUAGAUUCACAGCACCAAUAGAUGGAAUGUAUUUGAUUGCACUAACUCUUUGGCAGCGAAAUAAGGGAAAAAUUGGGGUGAAAAUACGGAAGUCCCUUCAUUAUCCUGGUUUAAUAACUGGAACUGAGAAACCAGAAAAUAUUGGUAAAGUCUUUACUGAAUCAGCCAACACUAGUAGUUGUGGCGUAUGUCUAACUCACAUGAGAGAAGGAGAUACAAUUGAUGUCUGUAUUAUACAAUUAGUUGGGAUACCACUGCUGUCUAGCGCAACAUGUUUAACCUGUUUCUUGGUUUAACUUCUCAAAAAAAAAUUCUAUAUUCAUGUAUAAAAAUAAAUCAUGACUUAUCUGGCAAUUGACUAGCUAUUACUAGGUCAUAUUUUCUUCGGUUGAUGUUUUUGAAACUUGUGGUUCAAGAACAUCUGCCUUAUUUGGUAAACGAAUCCCUCCAUCUAGUUGUUUAUCAAUUUGGCUAGAGAAACCGGUGACAAAUUUGAACCCGCUACCCCCUUGUCUAAUUUGUUUCCAAUAACAAGUCCAUUGAUAAAGAUUAUUAAUUUUUGUUUUUAAUUUGGGUAAAACCAAUAGUGAUCUGCUGUUAGGUGUUUGAAAAAUUGUAUGACCAGUGAUUACAAAUUAAAUUCCCUUCAUAAAUAUUCUAUAUUUUUCAUACUGUUCUUACUUGAAUGUUAUUAAUUUAAUAAAAACUGUUGUACAUGUGUGCAACUGACAUAGCUUUUCCAGGUGAUAUCAUUUAUUAAAAAGCAUCUAGUACCCUAUGACCGGACCUGGUGGUUAUUGUUAAAGUUGCACAAGGUGGGAGUAACUGCCAACAUGUGCAGGUGGGUUUCCGGUUUUCUUACAAACCCGACAAUCAGCACAAAAUUCGGCAGUGAAACUUCCAGGAAGAGAACCCUUGAAGAAGGGUUACCACAGGGGUCAGCCCUUAGUUGCACUCUCUUCCUAGCCUAUAUCUCUUGCCACAAAAUCUAGCUACUAAUGAUGCGAUGUAUGCAGACGAUUUGGUUAUCUGGAGCACCGGUAAAGAUGUACACCGCCUGCAAACACUAUUACAGCAGGACCUGUCCUCUUUCAACAGGUUCAUGCGGCGGUGGCACCUGGAAAUCAACGCCGAAAAGAGGGUCUGUUGACUAUUUACCUACGGGUGGACCAUUCUCAAACAGGAGAGCGAGUUCAUGGUGGGCGAUAUGGCGCCCCAAUGAGACAAGCAACCGGUUUACCUGGGGGUCAAAUUGGAUCAGAAGGUACAAAUGCACAAUUUUUUUUCAAGACUUCUGCUUCCAGGCAACCGCCAAGCUUAAUCUGGAAAAAAAUUGGCUUGCACAAGUUGUGGCGCGGGAGCAAGAACGCUCAUAGCUCUAUUUCUAGUCAGUGUAAGGUCGGUGAUGGAUUACAGCAUGCCAAUCCAAUCCUUUGCAACAAAGACCGCAUUGGAAAAGUUGGACCGAAUCCAGAAUCAGGCUUUGAGCUUCGUCUGUGGCGCAUUCAGUACCACAUCCGUUGUGGAGGUCUUGGCCAAUGUAGAACCACUAGAUAUAAGGAGGGGAAAAAUAAUUUUAAGUACCGUAGAGCGGUACCGACGGCUGAACGAAAAGGAACUGUCGUUCCAGAUGCAAAACAACUGGGUAGCAGACAGGUGACUUAAAAGAUUCUCAUUUAUGCAUCAAGUCGUGGAGCUUGAGAGGACACUUGACCUGCCUCGCAAUAGAGAACGUCUAACCGUAAUCCCAGUCAAUCCGCCUAACGUCCCUCCAUACAUCUGGCCUUGACCGAUGCAGUCGUGGUAAAGCGCAGCCCUGAAUAUGUUCAGAAAGCGUCUGCCCUUAAGAUCAUGGCUAUGUUUCUCAACAUACCAGUGAAAGUGUUCAAGGACGGCUUUGCCUAUUUGAGAGAAAGAACUGCUGGGUAUGAUGCUCUCAUACUUAACCCAGCAGGGGGACUACCAAAUCAAGAACUCCCAGUCACGGUGCCCUGUGGGACUGCGGCAUCAAACUUUAAUGCUGAGCUUGAGACCUUGCACAUGAACCUAGAGAGCGUUUA